This is a messenger RNA of Sardina pilchardus (European sardine), 3845 nucleotides long. RefSeq names its product decapping mRNA 1B (gene dcp1b). The transcript has 9 exons. NCBI's taxonomy places the organism in Eukaryota, Metazoa, Chordata, Actinopteri, Clupeiformes, Clupeidae. Bases 300 to 2693 code for a protein of 797 amino acids. Gene Ontology annotation, cellular component: P-body. Gene Ontology annotation, molecular function: enzyme activator activity; mRNA binding. Gene Ontology annotation, biological process: deadenylation-independent decapping of nuclear-transcribed mRNA; positive regulation of catalytic activity; deadenylation-dependent decapping of nuclear-transcribed mRNA. The record is from RefSeq and is a predicted model, not a curated record.
CAAGAGCAAACAUGGCUCCUGUCAAGAGACCACAGAGCUUAGCCCGCAUUUAGUCUGCGUCCCGUAGUUUUAUUCUCUUCUCUUCAUUUUACUCUUCGGAAGCGGCUACGUAAGACAUUAGCAAUACUUUUAGUGAUUUAUUUUUUUGUACUAUUUUAACUGCUUUCCACUUUAAUCUGGAUAAGAAACUGAGCUGUCGUCGUAGACCAGCUAAGUAGCUAACUAGCCAGCUAGCUUGCUCAACGAAGCAUCCAGCUGGCAGGGUAAAAGUUGGCUAGCUUGUGAGUCUUUCAGUAAUAAUGACUGCGAGUACGACUGGGGGCAGCUGUCUUACAGCAAAGGGGUUAGACAUCAGUCUCGCAGCUUUACAAAGACAAGAUCCCUACAUCAACAACAUCGUGGACGUGGCGAGUCAAGUUGCGCUGUAUACUUUUAACAGCAAAACAAAUGAAUGGGAAAAGACCGACGUGGAAGGGACCCUGUUUGUGUACACAAGGCUGGCCUCCCCCCGACACGGCUUCACCAUCAUGAACCGGCUCAGCAUGGAGAACCUCACCGAGCCCAUCACCAAGGACCUCGACUUCCAGCUGCAGGACCCCUUCCUGCUCUACAGGAAUGCCCGCCUGUCCAUCCAUGGCAUCUGGUUCUAUGACAAGACUGACUGCCAGCGCAUUGCAGACCUCAUGAAGAACCUGACGCACCAGGAGCAGCAUGUGCACCAGCAGCAGCAGUGUGGCUGGGUCUCCCCGCGCGGCCCCGACCCCACACACACCACACACACACACACCGGCCACACACACGCCAGCGGCGUCGACAUCCUGCAGAUGCUCACCAAGGCCCGCAACGACUACGACACACACAAGGGCAAGGUGAGCUCGGAGCCCUUGGAGAUCGGGGGUGGAGGGGGCGUUCUCCAUGACAACCCGCACCUCAUCAAGCCCAUCCCCCUCAAGCCCACCGAGCGCCAGAGGAUGCUGCAGCACCAGGAUGGUGACUCUAAGCCCAUCUCUCUGGUGUCUCUGUUUGGACCCCAGCCGGUACCAGUGUCCCAGCCGCCCCCCAUCUUCCCUCACCAGCACCAGCACCAGGUGGGCCCACUAGUCCAACAGCACCACCAGCAGCACCAACAGCACCAGCACCAAGCGGGCUCACUAGUCCAACAGCAGCAGCAGCAGCAUCCGGGCCCAGCGUUGUCCCACUCGGCCGGUGUGGGGUCAGGAGGUCGCCCCGGGGUCGUAGGUCGGCCGGCGGUGGCGCGCUCUCUGUCCUACGACGACCCGUCCGCCCAGGCGGUGCCGGUGAGCCCCGGGGGGGGUCCCCUGAUGGCCGCGGCCCCCCCUCGCCCCCCCCACUCCUCCUCCUCCUCCUCCUCCGCCCCCCAGCCCUGCGCCGCCAUCCAGAUGCUCAUGAGCGGCCAGCGGGGGGCGCCAGAGAUGCAGCCGCUCACACACUCGCCCGACAAACAGCGCGACAAGCGUGUGUGUGAGAACGGCUUCCAGCGAGGAGGAGCAGGAGGAGGAGGAGCAGGAGGAGGAGGAGCAGGAGGAGGAGGAGGAGCAGGAGGAGGAGGAGGAGGAGGAGACCCGCUCCAGAAACUCUUCCCCCACCCCCUCGCCCUCCAUCCUGCCCCGAUGCCCCCCCCCUCGUCCGUAUCUGCCCCGGGCUACCCCAGCGCUCCUCCCCCCUCCUCCUUCGUCUCAGGGCUCCAGCAGCAGCAGCAGCGCCCCGUGGACACACUAGCGGGGAUCUUCCAGCAGCACCCCCACAUCCAGCAGCACCCCCACUUCAACCAGCACCCUCAAGCCCAACACCCCCAGCAAAUCCACCAGCACCCACAAAUGCACCAGCACCCCCAAAUCCACCAGCACCCCCAAAUCCACCCCCACCCCCACAUGCUCCAGCACCCCCCUCCUCCCCACCCCCACCCCCACCCGCAGCUGCCCCCGGCCCCCAGCCAGCCCCACCUCUUCAGCCCCAGCAAGCCCCUCCUGCCCUCCCCCCUGCAGCCGCCCACUCACCCGCUACAGGUGGGCUCAGGUGUGUUACCUGCUCAGGUGGGCUCAGGUGUGUUACCUGCUCAGGUGGGCUCAGGUGUGUUACCUGCACAGGUGGGCUCAGGUGUGUUACCUGCACAGGUGGGCUCAGGUGUGUUACCUGCUCAGGUGGGCUCAGGUGUGGUGUCCCCUCACGAGCUCCUGCAGCGCUUGCAGCUGGUCCAGCAGGAGCAGAACCAAGACCAGAACCAGAACCAGGCGGCUGAGUCCGGUCGGCCCCCGCUGGCCCCCUGCUUCCACCAGAACCCCCACCAGCCUCCACCCCCCCACCAGAACCACCAGAACCAGCAGCACCAGCAGCAGCACCAGAACCAGCAGCACCAGCACCGGCCCACAGAGACCAGCGGCGCCGCCCAGACUGGACCCAACUCCAACCAGCACUUCCAGGGUGUCCCGGCCACCGUGGGCCCCACUCUGCUCAUGUCCCCGAGCGUGUUCUCCCAGACCAAACUGCCCCGUGGGGCAGAAGAACCCCCCCAUCUGCCCCCACCUGCCCCCGAGGAGCCCCGUGCCCUCAGCAGGAGCCAGCUGCAGGCCACCCUCGUCCACCUCAUUCAGAACGACUCCUCCUUCCUGGACGUGAUCUAUGAGGCGUACGUCUCCAGAUUGGCCAAUGACGGCAGCCGACCUCGUUACUGACCCAGGAGAUGACCCAGGAGAUGACCCGAGGCAACGCACCCGACAACCCAAACCCAAAGCCAUGCACUAUUCUGACCACAUUAUGCAAGCCUGUGUGCGUGUGCGUGUGUGUGAGAGAGUGAGUGAGUGAGUGAGAGAGAGAGAGAGAGAAAGACGAAGAGGCAGAGAGGGAAGUUUUUAAUUUUUAGUUUUUAAAUUUAGUUUUUAAAUUAUUGGAGUCCAUGAAAAGGGAAGCGUUUCCUGUAGCAUCUCUCUCCAAAUGCCCUUUAACUGACACGGCACUGCACAGGCCAAGAUGGCCACCGGCCUCCCGUAGCUAAGCAGGUCCUCAGCUCUGAUGCCAAACACCAUGAUUUCCCUGCGCGCACACACACACACACACAAUCAAACACUCACAAACACCAUGAUUUCCCUGCGUGUGCACACACACACACACCAUGAUUUCCCUGCGUACGCGCACACACACACACACACACACACACACACACACACACACACACACACACACACACACACACACACACACACACACACACACACACACACACACACAACUCAAGUCCAUCACCUCAGACGAACACACACACACACACACACACAUACACACAACUCAAGUCCAUCACCUCAGACGGGGACACACCUACUGCUACUAAGGUGUGCACACACACACACACACACACACACACACACACACCAUGAUGUCCCUGUGCUCAACUGAGCAGAAGCCCAGAUUGUGUAAGCACUAUGACGCUUCCAAAAAGUAGCAGAAGCUAUCACUCGUAUACACAUACUGUACACACACACACACACACACACUCACGGCUCAUAGAAUCCCUCCCAGUCUCCUCCACUCACCAGUCAGGCUAAUUUGAUAGAAAAUGUGUCUCAUUUCAGAGAGUAAGAAAAUAUUUUGUUACUAAAGGUUUUAGAAUAUUUUUUUUUCUAUUUUUCUAUGGAACAAAUCUGCAUUCUUCUUGGCUCCAGCAGGCCUGUGUAUCAGCAGCAGCAGCAGCAGUAGUGGCAGCUGGGUGUGCUGGGAGCGAGUACUGUAUGCCUGCAUACGUCUGUAGACCACAAUGUGGACCUUUUAAACGCCACCCAAAGCAAUGCAUUUGACCUCUGACUUAAUAAAGACCACUGUUAAGCCCUGCA